This is a messenger RNA of Dioszegia hungarica, 642 nucleotides long. RefSeq lists its product as uncharacterized. The transcript has 4 exons. NCBI's taxonomy places the organism in Eukaryota, Fungi, Basidiomycota, Tremellomycetes, Tremellales, Bulleribasidiaceae. The coding region runs from base 1 to 642 and encodes 213 amino acids. The record is from RefSeq and is a predicted model, not a curated record.
AUGCGCUACUUCUCCCUCGCUAUCACCGGUCUUCUCGCCUUGACCGCCUCGGCCAGCCCUCUUCCCCUUCAGCUCUCGGAUGUGCUCCCCUCGUCCGACUACAAGGGGCCUACUCCCGCCGAGGUCCAGGCAACUGUAAAGCAGGCGGUGUACAUCAGCCAAAAUCUCAAUUCCGAGAUCACCCGCAUCAUGGGCGAGAUCGAAUCCGACCCACUGCUCAAGCUGGAGCCCACCGGCUACAACACACCUCUCCAGCUGAAGUACGCCUUUGCCCAAGCCAUCGCCGGUAUCGAAGCCCUUCCCACUGUCGCUACCUCUGGCCAGAACGUCCCCGUCUACAUCGCCAACAGCUACGCACCCCUCGUCCGCGUCAUCACGGAGACAGUCUUCUUAUCCCUCCUCGACCUCAAGCGGCUCUUCACCGACGUGGCGCAGAACCCCAUUGCUACCGACAUUGCCACUCAGACCGAUGGCGGACUGUACGAGUUUGUGAUCCUUCUCAGCCGUGUCUUCCAGGGCUCGGGAUGUCAAUUGGCCAAAGCCGUCGGCAAUGACAACGCUGCUGGACAGGCGCUGAAGGUGGCAUCAGAGCGGCUGUUCUACAACCUUUUUGACAGCAUCAGCACUGGUACAUGCAAGUAG